Messenger RNA from Apis cerana (Asiatic honeybee), 1738 nucleotides. Its product is annotated as ornithine aminotransferase, mitochondrial. Gene Ontology annotation, cellular component: cytoplasm. The record is from RefSeq and is a predicted model, not a curated record. Gene Ontology annotation, molecular function: pyridoxal phosphate binding; L-ornithine transaminase activity; identical protein binding. NCBI's taxonomy places the organism in Eukaryota, Metazoa, Arthropoda, Insecta, Hymenoptera, Apidae.
CACAAUACAAUCGUGAUAAUUUUUCUAGUAAAUGUUAAUAUUCUUUUUGAUAAUGUUAUUUUUUUUAAAUUCUUAUGUAUUCAAAGGAAAAAAAAAAUAUAUAGAUUUGGAACAAUUUCUCAAGUAGAUAAGAAUAAUAAUAUACAUGAAUCCGUAUCUAUUGUCGGAUAAUACAUUGAUAUUGCGAGCACACGAGUUCAAUAUUGUCCCACAUUAAUUUGCAAUAAUGACCUAAUGUUAAAUUGAAUUCUGGAAAUAACUAUUUAAUUUUAAUCAUUUAUUAUAGCCAAACAAAUUUUUUUAUCUUUGAAAAGGGAAGCGCAUAUAUGGAAAAAUGAUAUAUAGAAAAAUUAAUAUGAUAUCUAAAAAGAAGAAAUAUCUUUUCAAUUUGCUGUAUCAGGGUCAUCGAACUUUAACAUCGAAACAAGUUUUCGAACGCGAAUUAAAAUAUGGCGCUCAUAAUUAUGACCCAAUUCCUGUCGCUUUAUGCAGAGGGGAAGGCCCUUUUGUCUGGGACGUUGAGGGCAAGCGUUACUAUGAUUUUCUGAGCGGUUUCUCCGCAGUUAAUCAAGGUCACUGUCAUCUAAGAAUUUACAAAGCUUUGACAAAUCAAGCGAAACUCUUAACAUUAUGUUCAAGAGCACUUUAUUCGAACACAUUGGGAGAAUUAGAAGAAUAUAUUACAAGAAUUUUCGGAUAUGAUAAAUGGCUUCCUACGAAUACGGGAGUGGAGGGUGGUGAAACAGCUUGUAAGUUGGCACGGAGAUGGGGUUAUGAUCGCAAAGGUAUACCACAUUAUAAGGCGAAAAUUAUUUUCUCAGAAGGUAAUUUUUGGGGAAGAACAAUGAACUCGAUAUCUUCUGGCUCGAAUCCGACUUCUUUUCGUGGAUUCGGUCCUUUUAUGCCUUUCGAAAUCAUUCCAUAUAACAAUCUCUCGAGUCUUCAAAAAACUUUAACAGAUCCUAACGUUUGCGCUUUUAUGGUAGAACCUAUUCAAGGAGAAGCUGGUGUUAUCAUACCAAAGGAUGGAUAUUUAAGAGGAAUUAGAGAAUUAUGUACAAGAUAUAACGUGUUGUGGAUAGCUGACGAAGUGCAAACUGGUUUAGGGAGAACGGGGAAAAUGUUAGCUGUGGAUUAUGAAAACGUGAAACCGGAUAUUUUGAUUUUGGGUAAAUCUCUGUCGGGUGGUUUCUAUCCAAUAUCGGGUGUAUUGGCCAAUGAUUCUGUGAUGUUGACUAUAAAGUCUGGAGAACACGGCUCGACUUUUAGUGGCAAUCCUUUAGCGAGCAAAAUCGCUAUUGAAGCGCUUCGUGUGAUUUUAGAUGAGAAAUUAGCAGAAAAUGCUGAUAGACUUGGACAUAUUGUCAGAUCUGAACUUAAGAAACUUCCAACAAACGUGGUUAAUGAAGUUCGUGGAAAAGGUUUACUUAACGGUAUAGUUAUCAAUGAUAAAAUCGAUAUUAUAAACGUAUGCUUAAAAUUAAAAGAUGAAGGUUUAAUCGCGAAACCGACACAGAAUCACGUAAUCAGAUUAAUGCCUCCGCUGAUUAUAACUGAAUCGCAAAUACGAGAAUCUAUGGAUAUUAUUUCCCGAGUAAUUAAUCAAUUCUCUAAAUGAUACAUAUAUACAUAUAUGUAUAUAUGUGUAUAGUAUACGUAUGUUUUAAAUUUAUAUAUAUAUUUAGUAAAUAAUUAUAUAUAUGCUUUAAAUUUUAAUAAAUCGUUUUGAUGGACAUUA